Molecule: messenger RNA, 1444 nt
Organism: Setaria italica (foxtail millet)
Lineage: Eukaryota; Viridiplantae; Streptophyta; Magnoliopsida; Poales; Poaceae
Product: protein TIC 21, chloroplastic
Exons: 5
Coding region: 197-1036 (279 amino acids)
Source: RefSeq, a predicted model, not a curated record
GCCAAAACUACAGGUGCGCUCCUUGGCCGUUGGCCCAGGAGCCGAUGCCACCCACUCGCUCGCGGAAGGAGGAACAAGUCCACGCGAAAGGAGCAGCGACCGGCGGCGCGUCUUGCCUGCAGCCUUCCCGGCGGCGCGACCUCUGCGCGACUCCCAGUCGGCAGCGGCGGCCUCCUCCACCCCCUUCACAGCACAAAUGCGGUCGCUCCUGCUCUCCCUAGCACCGCCGAGGCCGCCCCUCCUGACGCUGAGAUGGUCGUUGGUUUCGUCUCUUGUCGCUCCGGCACCGAAGCCCCACUUCUCCGCUCCUAGCCGCGGCGCCGCCAUCAUUGGUACCGGUACCUUAUCUUAUGCUGCCAGCCGAGGCUCUUUGCCGCGCCACCUCUCCGUGGCAGCGGCAGCGGCGUCCGGCCCUUCUGAUCCCACUCCUGUCUAUGCGCAGGACGAGGCUGAGCGCACCAAGCUCGCUCAGGUUAGCAAAAAACUAAAGAAAACAGCACGGUAUUUUAAGAAUCUGGGUACCCUGGGAUUUUGGUCUCAACUGGUGUGCACAACUAUUUCGGCUGGAAUUCUGUCAUUCUCUGCAGUUGCUACAGGGGAUGCAACAGCUCCCUUUACAUUCAUAGCAACUUCAGUUGGUAUCAUUGCGGCCUUUAUCUCAGUAUUCCGGUCAUUUGGUUAUAUCCGCCUUUCGGAAAGGCUUAGAAGAGCAGCAAAUGAACCUGCUAAGGCUCCUCCUCGUGCUGACGUGGUUAAGAAUCUGAGAAAUAGUAUCAUGUUUAAUGUUGUUGGAAUGGGUGCUGCAGUUCUUGGCCUGCAGGCAACUGUAGGUGCUUUGGUAGCCAAAGCCCUCGCUACCUCAUCAGUGCCCUACUACCAGGGAAUACCCCCUGGCCAAAGUCCUGUUCUCGCUUUAGAUAUUUUUCUUGUUCAGGCUUCAGCCAACACAAUUCUCUCGCAUUUCCUUGGGCUAUCGAGCUCACUGGAGCUGCUGCGGUCUGUAACACAAGCUGCCCCGGUUCCGAAACCAGCAUGAGCUAUGCGUGCAGUUCUCAAGACCUGAAGAGUUUAUACUUCGUAUGCUCCAGCUUUUUGUUGUUUGUAUAUUAAGUUCGAGUGCAUCCUUUUUUGUAUUUGUUGGUCUCCGUUCUUUUUUGAAUUAUGAGCCAAAUCGAUCUAGUUGCAUUAGCUUUUCAUAUUUGAAUGGCAAGACUCCAAACAUAUGAGAAUGGCUCUUUUUCUCAGAAGUCAGGACUGAAUACCCCAUUGAUGUGAGUUACAAACUCAGAUAGAAGCUCCGGUGUAAAUUAUUCUUUUACUGAAGUACUACUUUGCUUAAGCUCAACAUCCGAAUGUAUCUUUGGGGAAAAAAAAGAAGACGGAAAUGUAAAGCAUACUAGAUGUGCAAGGCAAUGUAAAAUAUGAAAUUUCCAUUUCCUCUUUG